CCUAUCUCAGUAAACAGUGUGCUUUUGUGCCGCCGCCCCUGCCUCUGGGCUCGUCUUAUAGAACACGGGGCUCGCCCAAGUCAGAAGUGGGUUAUUCUAUCCACUCUCAGGACCGAUUACUUACACAGUGAGGCUGUAAUUGAUUUUGGUGGGGUCCUGGAUGAUCAGUUUUCUUCCAGGCCCGCUGAAGGAUCAGAGGACAGGAAACAAGAGUUAGCUGCAGAGGUUCUCAGGUCUGACAGGUCUGAUCGCUUGUUCCUGGAGCCGGACUUCUCAACAUCACUCAAAACUCUACUGGGAGUACAGCCAGGGGACCAAAGAUGGGGGUCAGCAGGCAGCAACAUGAGCUGAUUUGGGCGGGAGCCGGCGCACACCAUGGCCCAACCAGCAGCCUACUCCCUGGUCAUGUCGGACACCACGCUGCUGGAAACUUCCUUUCUUAACCACUCCGAUGCCUUACCGCUCGUGCCCCCGCAACAUCGCAGCAACGUUUCGCCGUGCUCCACCAUCAUGGGUAGUGUGGGUAGUCUGCUAGGAAAGGAGGACAAAAACAGUAACCUGCCCGUGCAGAAGGUGGGGUAUAACCGCGAGGGACUGUACGAUAACUGCUACGAUAAACACAUAUACGAGGACGUGGAGAUGAAACCGGCGCACAAGACGGGAACACUGGAGGGGAAGGCGCCGCCACCCAAGAUUAUGCCCUUCAGUGGGAAAUUAGACAAGCACACGGAGAAGACCGUCAUCCGGCCGACGGCGUUCAAGCCGGUCGUCCCGCGCAACAGACAUUCCCUGCAGUACUUCCCCCCGCGGCCGGGCAACCACCUGUCGGACAGCCGCAACUCUCUGCAGAUCCCGCUGUUCUACAACCCCAAGGACAGGUGCGGCGGCGGGCUGCAGCAGAACGGCUUCCACAGUGUGCAGAACCUCAGCCUGCCCGAGCGCCUGCCGGAGAACCUGCAGCAGCCGGGCAGCAGGAAUUCCUUUUCCGGAGGAUCGUCGUGUAAUAAUAAUGGCCCACAUAAUCAUAACGGAGGGAAUCAUUACAGCAACACCGGCAGCCUGAGUAACACCAGCAGUCACAGUCACAGCAACACUGGCAGUCUCAACAACGGGAGGGUGUACAGCAACGGUGGGAACUACAGCAACGGGAACAUCCCUGGCCUGAUUCCGAAUGGAUUACCGAAUGGAAACCACCACGGUGGUGGGAACCACUAUGUGGACUCCCGGCACAUGAGGGAAGGCUUGCCGCCCAGGCACAAGGCCCCCUCCAUGGACAGGCUGUCUAGCCCUGCCUCGCGAUCGAGUGUCACGCCCACCUCCAACAACAAUCACACCCCAAUCCUGUCGUACCACGCGUCCAUGACAAACCUGUCCACUCGCUCGGGUCACACGCCGGUCCAGAGCCACACCCCGAGGUCGAGCCUGACGCCGCAGUCCGGUCACACGCCCGUCCCGAGCCACACGCCGCGCGCGAACCACACCCCGUCGUCCACAUACGGGACGGGGCUGAACCAUACCAUGUCAAAUGGUCACAAGGAGUCGUCCUCAUCUGAACAUUCGCAGUGGUCGACGAUUUCGGAAGACUCCACCAAGGAACUGGAAGAGAAGGUGAAGGAGAAGGAGAGUGAGUUGGUUCAGUUGAGGAAAACCAUGGAGGAGAACGAGAUGAUCAUUUACAACGUGUACGAGGAGAAGCAGCGGAAAUGGGAGAAGGAGAUCUCCGACACGAAAAGGGACUGCGAGAAGAAGAUAAAAGCGGCACAGCAGCGCGCCAGCCGGACGGAGCAGGUACUGCAGCUGCAGAUCUACCAACUCCAGCAGGAGAAGAAGAAAAUCAGCCAGGAGAUGUCGCAGUUGCUGCAGGACAAUGACAAGCUGGACAGACAGCUGGACACUUACCGCAGCCAGACGACAGAAACCACUCAGAAACUAGACGAAACAAAGUGGGAAAUGUGCCAGAAGUCGGGAGAAAUCUCUCUCCUUAAACAGCAACUUAAGGAAGCCAAGUCGGAACUAAGCUUAAAGACUAAUGACGUAAUCGCUUCGCGAGGAACAAUAAAAGACAUUAAAACCGAGCUGUCGGAAAAGGACAGUCAAGUGACCGCCUUACAAGACAAAGUGUCUGAGAAAAACGCCGAGAUCCUGCACUAUCAGGACGAGGUUGCUAAGCGACAAUGUGAGAUUGACAGCUUGUCGGACACGCUAAGAAAACGAGAGGAUGAACUGAUGGACUUGAAAGACUCUUAUCGCCAGGUGAAAGACGACCUGUCCAACGUUCGGGCCGAGCUGGACAACAAAAUCAAGGAGGAGCAGCUCAUCAGCCAGUGCGACGAGGUCAAGGAGCGGAGAAAGAACAAAGAGCGGGAUCUGAUCGAGAGUUUAAAGGUGGAGGUUCAGAGACUCCGGAACGAGCUGAAAACGGUCCACCAGAGACACGACGCGCAGCUGAUGGAGUUCGAGCGGGAGCGCGCGAUCUGGCAGGAGGAGAAGGAGAAGGUGAUCCACUACCAGAAGCAGCUGCAGCUGAACUACGUGCAGAUGUUCCGCAAAACCAAGAACCUGGAGAAGGAGGUGCAGCAGCUGACUCUGGAGCUGGAGCGCCGAGACCUGGAGUCGGACAGUGUAUAAGGGCGAUAUGUUACAUAAUGUGUAACAUCAAGGCAGUGUGUAACAUCAGGAUCCAUAUGUAACAUUAUGGCUACUGUGCGUAACAUUAGGGCUGUUGUGUAACAUCAGGGUAACCACUCACUGCUGUAUAACAUCAGGGUAAGCUCCACUGUGUAACAAACAGUACCUUUACUGUGUAACAAUACUACUGUAUCACUGAG
Molecule: messenger RNA, 2828 nt
Organism: Branchiostoma belcheri (Belcher's lancelet)
Lineage: Eukaryota; Metazoa; Chordata; Leptocardii; Amphioxiformes; Branchiostomatidae
Product: leucine zipper putative tumor suppressor 2 homolog
Exons: 3
Coding region: 376-2628 (750 amino acids)
Source: RefSeq, a predicted model, not a curated record